Lodderomyces jiufengensis is the source of this 429-nucleotide messenger RNA. RefSeq lists its product as uncharacterized. Lineage: Eukaryota; Fungi; Ascomycota; Pichiomycetes; Serinales; Debaryomycetaceae. The coding region runs from base 1 to 429 and encodes 142 amino acids. The transcript has a single exon. The record is from RefSeq and is a predicted model, not a curated record.
AUGUCAGAUAUAGAACAAAUAGAUCAUAUACAACCAGAGCAAGAUGAACUAGAUAACCCAAUGAGAAUAAUACUAGUAACAGAUCACAAUCAAACAAGCACAGAGGAGGAAGAAGAAUCAAAAGACGAAAAAAUCACAAAAGAAACAAAAUAUCAAGUAGAAAAUGAAAUGGAAGAAAUUUUACUAGAUCAAAUUCAAACAUUUACACACAUGAACGAAUUUUUUGAUUCAUUUGAUUCAGAUAUAGCGUAUCCUAAUGAAGGUCACAUAAAAUAUGAAGUUGGUUCAGAUGGUCUUGUUGUUAUAAUAGUUGACUCAAAGAAACUAAAAGAUGAAGUUAUGAAGUUUAUAGAGAAAUAUGAUUUGGACUGUGAGGAAGUAAAGAAAGAUGAAGAAGAACAAUCAAGUAAGAAGAAAAGGAAAGACUAA